GUAGUGUCUCCGGUUAUUGCAAGGAAGCGUCAUUUUAAAAAAGGACCAACUCACUGGAUCUUCAUUGAAGUAGACAUAUGUUAAUCCAGUAAGAUACGGUAAUAGGGAGAUUUAAAAAGAAUUUUUGCUUUCACAGAUGGACAACACAACUAGGAAACGAUAGCUUAAGUUAGUCACUGUUGGAACUUUUAGAUUGAAAAAACGAGAUAUCUUUUCGAGAGAACCAGAGACAGAAUUAACGAUACAUUUGUAUGAAGGAUCUUGUUGGUCCUUGUAUUUUCAAAAUAUUUCGAGGAUUCUUUCCAUAGAACACGGAAUCAUCAGGCAAACAGACCAACCUCGGGCAGUUAGAGUCUAAGACUGCCUGCCAGGUUGAGGAGAUUUGGGGUUCCCUGCCGACCCCCACGUUCCUCCGAUGAACCCCAUCAACUCCAUGAAACCUGCCCUGCCUCCAACGCCACACAGUGACGGCUCUUACCCAUAUGAUCCUGUCCCCUGGCAGCAAGGACCCAAUCAGCCUGCAGGUUCCCUCUCCGUGGUAACCACAGUGUGGGGGGUGACCAAUCCUUCGCCCAGCCAGGUUUUUGGCGCUCCCAUGGGUCCAGGCGGAAACUCUGCCGGUGGUCACAUGAUGCCUGGAAACAGCCCUGGCAUGAAUUCCCCUCAGUUUAUGGGCCAGCAGGGCUAUCCUGAGCCCAACAAGGCCUACAUGCAGCAGGGGAUGUAUGCCCGGCCCAGCGGGGGCUACCCGGCAGGGCCUGGCUACGGGGGCAGCUACCCCAAUAAUGGUGGGGGUUCCCUGGGGAUGCCGCCUCACGGGGUCCGUCCCCCCACGGACUUUACCCAGGCUGCCGCCGCGGCAGCAGUGGCCGCUGCGGCCGCCACGGCAACCGCCACUGCCACAGCAACUGUUGCUGCGAUACAGGAGAAACAAAACCAGGAGCUGAACUAUGGACCAGUAACCCCCACUCUCCAGAUGGGUGGUGCUUCCUCUUACAACGCCCAGUUCCUGUCUCACUCUGGGCCGAGGGGCCCCCCCGGAAUGGCCCCCUCUGGCAUGGUCGGCUCCCGGCCGCCCUCGAUGGGACACAUGUACGCUGCCCAGGGACAGCGGCUGCCCCAGCACCCUGGCUACCCAGGAGGGCAGCAAGGCCCACCCCGGCUCCAGCAGGGCCUGAAACGCCCGUACAACUCUGAUGGCUUUCCUGGUCAGCAGUAUGGUCCAGGUAUGGGGGGAGCAGGGCCAUACCCCGGGCAGCCCAUGCAGUACCACGGGCCUGGACCUCAACGCUCGGCCCCGUCACCCUCUUACCCAUCCCACAGGCUGCCUAUGCAGCAGAGCAGCAUGGGCCAGUAUCCUGCAGGACCAGGAAACCCAGGACAGUAUUACAAGGCGGAUCAGUUUAAUGGGCAGGGGAGCACCCACAAUAGCAUGGCCUCGGGAGUGACUGGAGGUGGAGGGUACAAUACCUUCAGCCAGGCCGCAGUCAAUGGGACCGGAAGGGCGAUGCCUGGGUACCCAAGCUCUCCACUUCCAGGGAACCCCACUCCACCCAUGACCCCUGGCAGCUCAAUGCCCCCUUACAUGUCUCCUGGUCAGGACGUCAAGUCUCCCUUUCUCCCCGAUGUGAAGCCCAACAUCAACUCCCUGCAGCCCCCCACAGGGAACCCUAGCGACGACCUUCGUCUGACCUUCCCAGUGCGGGACGGCGUGGUACUGGAGCCUUUCCGCCUGGAGCACAACCUAGCUGUCAGCAACCAUGUCUUCCAGCUGCGUGACUCUGUAUACAAGACUCUAAUGAUGAGGCCAGAUUUGGAGCUGCAGUUUAAGUGUUACCAUCACGAGGACAGACAGAUGAACACAAACUGGCCAGCGUCAGUGCAGGUGAGCGUCAACGCCACGCCCCUCACCAUCGAACGCGGGGACAACAAGACGUCCCACAAGCCUCUUUACCUGAAGCAGGUGUGUCAGCCAGGACGCAACACCAUCCAGAUCACCGUCACGGCCUGCUGCUGCUCUCACCUGUUUGUGCUGCAGCUGGUCCACAGGCCCUCUGUGCGCUCUGUCCUUCAGGGCCUGAUGAAGAAGAGACUCUUGCCUGCGGAGCACUGUGUCACUAAGAUCAAGAGGAACUUCAGCAGCGGGACCAUCCCGGGAACUCCCGGCCUGAACGGCGAAGACGGCGUGGAGCAGACAGCCAUCAAAGUGUCCCUGAAGUGUCCAAUCACCUUCCGCCGUAUCCAGCUCCCCGCCCGCGGCCACGACUGCAGACACAUACAGUGCUUUGACUUGGAAUCUUACCUGCAGCUCAACUGUGAGAGGGGAACCUGGCGUUGUCCAGUGUGCAAUAAAACCGCUUUGUUGGAGGGGCUAGAAGUGGACCAGUACAUGCUGGGCAUUCUCAUCUAUAUCCAGAACUCGGACUAUGAGGAAAUCACCAUUGACCCAGUAUGCAGCUGGAAACCAGUUCCUGUGAAACCAGACCUGCAUAUUAAAGAGGACCCUGACGGCCCCGCCCUGAAACGCUGUCGCACCCUGAGUCCCAGUCACAUGAUUCUGCCCAGCGUCAUGGAGAUGAUUGCCGCACUGGGGCCGGCCUCGUCGCCCUACCAGUCUGUGCCACAGGGUGGCAGUAGCAGCACACCAGACUAUCCCAGCCAAGCUGGUUCAGGAUACUCUAACCAGCCAAGCUUCCCAGACUUCCCUAAUGCCCCCGGUACCCCGACCAUGGGCGAGUUUUCCUCCGGCCCGCCGCCCCUCACCUACCAGUCCGACCUUCCGAGCGGACUGCUGACUCCUGAGAAACCGGUCGGACACCCGAUGUCAGGGCAGAUGCCCCAUACUGGCCGUAUGGACUCCUCCCAUACUGUUCUUCAGCAACAACAACAACAGCAACAACAACAACAACAGCAACAGCAACAACAACAGCAGCAGCAGCAGCAGCAGGGUCUGCAUGGCGGUUCUAAUCUGGGACCUGGCGCACCCAUGCACUCACGCAACCCCUCUCAGAACCCCAGGCUGCAUGCCGAGAACUUCGGGCUCGGGGGCCCGACGGGACCAGGAGACGUGGCCGAGCCGGCUCUCGAUCUGCUCCCUGAACUGACAAACCCAGACGAGCUGCUGUCCUACCUGGGCCCGCCGGACCUCCCAAACAACAGCAACGACGACCUGCUCUCUCUGUUCGAGAGCAACUGAGCGACGACCCAGUACAGCAGCCCCCUCUCCAUCAUUCCUGCACCCCUGUCCUCAAAGAGACUCUUUACCCAGCAUUCAUUGAGUGAAGUGUAGCGUGCAGGG
Chanos chanos (milkfish) is the source of this 3298-nucleotide messenger RNA. It is a transcript of the gene zmiz2, whose product is annotated as zinc finger, MIZ-type containing 2. Gene Ontology annotation, molecular function: zinc ion binding; SUMO ligase activity. Gene Ontology annotation, cellular component: chromatin. The coding region runs from base 416 to 3196 and encodes 926 amino acids. Lineage: Eukaryota; Metazoa; Chordata; Actinopteri; Gonorynchiformes; Chanidae. Gene Ontology annotation, biological process: protein sumoylation; regulation of transcription by RNA polymerase II. The transcript has 19 exons. The record is from RefSeq and is a predicted model, not a curated record.